Pelmatolapia mariae (spotted tilapia) is the source of this 2145-nucleotide messenger RNA. RefSeq names its product embryonic ectoderm development (gene eed). NCBI's taxonomy places the organism in Eukaryota, Metazoa, Chordata, Actinopteri, Cichliformes, Cichlidae. The record is from RefSeq and is a predicted model, not a curated record. The transcript has 12 exons. Gene Ontology annotation, cellular component: ESC/E(Z) complex. Bases 43 to 1374 code for a protein of 443 amino acids. Gene Ontology annotation, molecular function: protein binding; nucleosome binding. Gene Ontology annotation, biological process: negative regulation of transcription by RNA polymerase II; heterochromatin formation.
GCUCGUGGGCGUAGGAGCGGAAGGGGCGGAGUUAAUUCCAAAAUGAGGGAAAAUAAGAACAUGUCCGAGUCCCCUUCUCAAGCGGGAAAAGAAAUACCGGCGAAAAAGCAAAAGCUGAGCAGCGAUGAGAAUAGCAACCCCGACUUAUCAGGAGACGAGAACGACGAUGCCGUCAGCGUUGAGAGUGGCACCAACGCAGAACGCCCAGACACACCCACCAACACCGCCAAUGCCCCCGGCAGAAAGAGCUGGGGCAAGGGCAAGUGGAAGUCCAAGAAGUGCAGAUAUUCUUUUAAAUGUGUCAACAGCCUGAGGGAGGACCAUGGCCAGCCAUUGUUUGGAGUCCAGUUUAACUGGCACAGCAAGGAGGGAGACCCGCUGGUGUUUGCUACAGUUGGGAGUAACAGGGUAACUCUGUAUGAAUGCCACUCUCAAGGAGAAAUCAGACUCCUGCAGUCCUACGUUGAUGCAGACGCAGACGAGAACUUCUACACGUGCGCCUGGACCUAUGACACCAACACGAGUCACCCCCUGCUGGCUGUGGCCGGAUCCCGUGGCAUCAUCCGGGUGAUCAACCACAUCACGAUGCAGUGCAUCAAGCAUUAUGUAGGUCACGGGAACGCCAUCAACGAGCUCAAGUUUCACCCGAGGGAUCCCAAUCUGCUCCUCUCUGUCAGCAAAGAUCACGCUCUUCGGCUGUGGAACAUACAGACGGACACUUUGGUGGCGAUUUUCGGAGGCGUCGAGGGUCAUCGGGAUGAAGUUCUGAGUGCUGAUUUUGAUCUCCUAGGUGAAAAGAUUAUGUCAUGUGGGAUGGACCACUCGCUAAAACUUUGGAGGAUCAAUUCGGAGAGAAUGCAGAAAGCCAUUCGCGCGUCUUAUGAGUACAACCCCUCAAAGACAAACAGGGCGUUUGUCUCACAGAAAAUCCACUUCCCCGACUUCUCAACACGUGACAUUCAUAGAAACUAUGUGGACUGUGUGCGGUGGCUUGGUGAUCUUAUUCUUUCUAAGUCUUGUGAAAACGCCAUUGUGUGCUGGAAACCCGGGAAGAUGGAGGAUGACAUUGAUCACAUUAAACCAAAUGAGUCAAAUGUGACGAUUCUGGGACGCUUUGACUACAGCCAGUGUGACAUUUGGUACAUGCGCUUCUCCAUGGACUUCUGGCAGAAGAUGCUGGCUCUUGGGAAUCAGGUGGGGAAGCUUUACGUGUGGGACCUUGAAGUAGAAGAUCCGCACAAAGCCAAGUGCACCACGCUGACCCUCCCCAAAUGCACAUCGGCCAUCCGGCAAACCAGCUUCAGCCGCGACAGCAGCAUUUUGAUAGCGGUGUGCGAUGACGCCUCCAUCUGGCGCUGGGAUCGACAGCGCUGAGGUCUCCGGUUGUUCCUGUUGCUUCCAACUCCCCUGCCUCUGUGUUGGUAUACAGAUCUGCACUGCAACAAAAAAAAAUGUCUGUACAUUUAUUCUUGUAUGCAGAUUAAAAAUAGUUGUUUGUUUGUUUUUUUUAAAAAAUUCCAUAAAAAGAAAGGAAUGGCCUUCUUUUGUCUUCAUUUCCUGUUUGUCUGCCAGCUUAAUUGUGAAGGGAAGAAAAAACAGAUUUGCCGUGUUUUUGAUCCAAUAAAACUUGGAUUUACUCUGUUAGAUGAACAAUUUUAAGCCGAAGGAUGAAAAAAGGAAAAGCCCUGAAGCCUGUCUUGGUGUCCUCUCUGUGUGCCUUCUGGUUUGCUAUGCUGUCCCAUCCAUUGAAAUUAUAACAAUACAAAAGGAAUUGUGUGGAAAAAUAAGAUAUUUAAAUGCAUGAAAACAGGAUUUUCUGUUGUAAUGUGCCAUGAUUUAUUUUAAUUAUUACAGUAAUAAUUAGUUUGCUUUGAUGCCCCCAUUCACACACACACAUGGACUGCUGUUGCAUAAUUUACAGUGUGCUCUUUGACACUGGAGUAUUCGCACACACACACAUGUAAAAACUGAAUAAAGUCUUUUGUAACUGUUCCCAAGCCUGAUAUUUGUUUAGGACAGUAUUAGCAUAAAAAUAAGCUUUUAUUUUGAAAACUUUAGUCCUGUUACAGGGAGCAAAAGGCAGGCGUUUUGUCUUUAUUUAUCUGUAGUCAUUUGAACUUGAAUAAAACUUAAUUUCUAUAAAUA